Capsicum annuum is the source of this 4065-nucleotide messenger RNA. RefSeq lists its product as uncharacterized. The transcript has 7 exons. The coding region runs from base 670 to 3729 and encodes 1019 amino acids. The record is from RefSeq and is a predicted model, not a curated record. NCBI's taxonomy places the organism in Eukaryota, Viridiplantae, Streptophyta, Magnoliopsida, Solanales, Solanaceae.
CUCCCAUUUUUUCUCAUCUUUCCCUCAUUUUCCUACACCAAACUCUGAUACACAUUUUACUUUACUACUACAAUUGACGCACAAAGAGAUGUCCCAUUGAUCUGUUUUUCGUCUUGUUUAAGAUAUUAGCUCCAACGAAGUUCCCAUCUUUGUUUGUUUGCUCUUCACUUCACAUCUACUACUCACUCUGUCAUAUUCAUUCUUGGCCCCAUAACCCCCCCACCCCCACCCCCUUCUUUCCAUGUGGAAUUUUAUGAGUCCAUGUAUGGUUGAAUUUUGAUAAACAUAACAAGAUGUAUGACGAGAAAUAAUCGGCCAUGUUUUUUGACGUUUUAAUUACCCAAAACAACAGCCACCCAGUCUUCCCCUUUUCUCCUGCAUUCAAUUCAUUACUUUUGAGAAAAAAAUAAUCUAUAUUGUUAAAGAAAGAGACAGGAAAUGGGUUGUUGUUGUUGUUCUUGAAUGUAUCUUAGGUUUGUUUUUAUUUUGUUUCUAUUAAUUUCAUUGUAAAACAUAUCAGUUUUUUCAAUUUUGUAUCCUUUUCAACCAGAUGAGUUGUUUCCAAUUUAUAAUGUUUUACUUUGGGCAACGUUGAAAUGUUCAAAGUUUUCUCCAUUUUGUCAACCAACAAUCAACAUAGCAUUCUUGAUUAAGCAAGGGUCGGAAGAAAUGGCAUCUUCUCAGGUAGAAAUUGCUUCUUCUUCUUCUUCAUUUGGUCAUGUACUCAGAGAUCGCAACAGGCGUGAUCGAUGCACACACAGAGAUUCCAAUGCUUUUCAGAAGAAUCUCAAAGAUUUGGUGAACACCCACAUUCAUUCUUGCAUUUCUUCAAGUCAACCACCAUCCACCGCUGCUGCUAAUUCUGUUGUUGAUUCAAAUGAAAAUCACCGUCACCACCGAAAUGGCCAUCAAACUCAUGUUGAUUAUGCUGAUUUGUGGGUUCACAAACCACAAUGGGACAACAAUGAGAACAGUCCCAUGGAAAAUAAGAACAAAUCCGUUGGUAAAUGGGAUAGAGCUAGAGAAAUGGUGAUGAACAAACAGAGAGAGACUUCUUCUUCUUAUUCCCCUGAAAACACCGUAGUCGAAGUUCCUAAUUCAGGUGGCGUUUCAACACUUGUCCGAAGGUGGAGGGAUUUCGAGACAGUGUCGAAGAGCGUGAAUUCAGGGAACAAUUCGAAUCCAGGAAGCGCGAAAAGCAAUUGUGAGAAUGCUGCAUUUGCUGAUACAUGUGAUGAUUCAUCUUCAGUGGAUGGAAGAUUUGAAACUCCGGCUAUGAGCGUGAAUGGCGACUCGUCUGGAGAUUGGGAACAGGCGGCGUAUAAAGCGGCUAUGAAUGAUGUUAGACAUUCAGAUAGUAAUAAAGAAAGUGAAAAGUUGAGAGUUGCUGAUAUCAUUAGGAAAUUGGCAAAGAGUAAAGGUGAAGAGAGUAAUGAGAAUGAGCACAAUUGUGCUAAUGCUGCACCCCUUGCCACGGGCGAAUGCUUGCCUCGGAUCAAGACAUCAUCUGAUCAUUCCGAGCAGCAACAACUGAGGAAUUUUUUCCCAGUUCUGCAUUCUCCCCGAAUCCUCAGAGGUCGACAGGCAUUAAGCGAUUUGCUCUUGCAAAUGGAGCGUGACAGGCUCCGGGAACUUGAAACUCUUAGGGAGCGAAAGGCUGUUUCCAAGUUCCAACAAAGAGGUCGUAUUCAGGCUUUGCUUAAAGUUAGAUUCCUGCGUCGUGGCACAGAUGGUAGAAAUGAACGAUCAACCAAUGGCGCGUUGUCCGAAACAAAUAGAGUGUCUAAUUCUGCAAUUAUGCAUAUCAGGGAAAGGUUCAAUACAAGAAGACAAAAUGGUGUAGCUGACUCAAGAAGCCUCUCAAGAGAAGCGGCAGAUAACACCCAGGAAAGCCGGAAUUCCAAACCGAAUCAGCAAAAAGUACAGAACUGUGAUAAGGAGGAAACCAAAGGCCAGAUAAGUUGCCAGAUAGAACUGACUGAUAAUAAUGCUUUAAAACUUGGGAGUGAAUUAGCAUCCCAUAACCAGAGAGAAGGGAAUCAGAAGCGGGAGAUUAUCUUAGAAACCGCCGGAAUGCAGCCUGGUAUAGCUGACUCAAGAAGCAGUAACAGUCCUAAAUCCGAAAUUGCUUCCACAUCUACACAAGAGAAUCAUUCUGUGCCUAGUGACCCAAUGACUCUCCGCAUAAAUGUGAUAGAUAACAAUUCACAAGUUGAAAAAGUUUCUGCAUCCAUUCAACUGCGAGAAGAGAAUCACCAUGGGGAAGUAAAUGAGAAAAUAAGUCCCCGACAGAUGACAACAAAUGUAAAAGUUACUAGCUCAACAAAUCCCCAGAAAGAAAUGACAUUUCACAUCCGACAUCCUGACAGUUCUUGUAAUCCGAAUCAUAAUGAGGUAGAAUGUAGUCAUCAAGCGGUUAGCCCCAGUACUUCACAACUGCAGAACUCAGAUAUUUCCCAUAAUCAAGCUAGCUGGGAAAAGGCAACCUGUCAAGCUAACCAUGACAAGUCGCUGGAAUUAUUAGAGACAUUAAGAUCUCCCGAGGAUGGUGAACAAAGUGUUCAUAGAGAAGAAGAAGAUGCAAAUAACCUGCAGCAUGCAGGAACUAGUAAUGAGUGGUCUAGUGAGAGCAACAAACCUCAAAGUGACUGGGAAGAGGAAGUUGCCAACCAGAAUAUAGUUGACAGUGAUUGUGGCUGGGUAAGUGAUUAUUCUCACACACCAAGUGGAUGGGAUGAACUACAGUCUAACUACCAGCAGCAAUCAGAAUCCAACCAAGACUGGGUAACUGAUGUUUCUCGUCCACGUGAACAGUGGGAAGAUCUUAGACAAGCAAGAUACCAAGAGAUGCUAGAUCCUUUCCUAGAGAAUCAUGAUAUCCGCCAACUUCUUAACAGAAAAAGUGUUUCGAUCUUUCUCAACAGUGGUUUGAGAGAGAAAAUAGAUCGACUAAUGACAUCUCGCUCACAACAACUACCUAAUGCAAUGAGCGACCAGCUUGAGGAAAAAGUAGGGGCACGUAUGACUAAACAAGUGGGCAAGGAGGAGGAAGUGAUAUCAUAUAAUGAAACACGAGGAGCCGAGGGUGAAGAUUAUGAGGAAGAAGCUGACUCGGGUUAUGAGGAGGAUGACUUUGAAGAUGAUAAUAUUCCAAUUAGGCAACAAUACCUCGAACCUGAGGAAUUAAUUGAUCAGAACAAAGCUUCACAGACUUUACAGUCAUGGAACAAUAAUCAAGACCGGUGUGUCAAUGAUGACUCCUAUCACCUUCCGACUAAUUCUUCACCACAACCUCGAUUAUCAAAUAUUUACUCCCAACACAAUCAACAAUGCUCCUCCUCCUCCACAAGACACACAUCAAUUGAAAUGGAACUGAUAUAUGAAUUGCGAGGACAUAUGGAGCAACUCCACCAAGAGAUUUUUGAAAUACGAAGAUCAAUAAACAGUUGCAUGAACAUGCAAAUGAAUUUACAACAUUCCAUUAAGCAGGAGGUUGCAGCAGCAGUAACUCAGUCAGGUCCAACGUUGGGGAGUAGUUCAGAUAAGAAGGGUGCAAAUAGAGCAAAUUGUUGUAUUUGCUACGAGCAGCAAGUUGAUUCUCUCCUUUACAGGUGUGGGCAUAUGUGCACCUGUUUCAGGUGUGCCCAUGAAUUGCUUUGGGGUACCGGAAAAUGCCCGAUAUGUGAGACCCCCAUAAUAGAUGUUGUCCGUGCACAUAUACACUCAUGACGUACAGCUUAACUGGAUUUUGUUCUGCUGAUGUCUAACUUUUUGCCCAAUGAGAGAUGAGCCAAAGGAUGAUUUUUUUUGGUUCCUUUUCCUUUUUUUUUUUCUUUUUAAUUGAAUCUUGUCAGCCAUGGAACUGUUUUAUGGCUAAUUUAUUUGUCCAUAACAGGUUUAGAGUUAGUGGAUGAAUGCUCACUCCCCGCUGGUUUUGCACUAACCAUCAUCCUUUGUAUACAAUAGGAGAAAAGAAAGAAAAGUUCUUUUUCAUGACAUUAGAAUUGUGUAUUUUCAAAUUCUUUGCAACAACAAUUUGAAUGAAAAUUGGAGAGUUUCCUUACA